Molecule: messenger RNA, 2016 nt
Organism: Suillus subaureus
Lineage: Eukaryota; Fungi; Basidiomycota; Agaricomycetes; Boletales; Suillaceae
Product: tRNA synthetases class II-domain-containing protein
Exons: 13
Coding region: 1-2016 (671 amino acids)
Biological process (GO): aspartyl-tRNA aminoacylation
Cellular component (GO): cytoplasm; mitochondrion
Molecular function (GO): aspartate-tRNA ligase activity; nucleic acid binding; ATP binding
Source: RefSeq, a predicted model, not a curated record
AUGCUCGUUCCGGUCAGCAAAAUAACGCGUUCUUCACGCGAUUCUUCCGCUCUCAACGCUGUACUAACUCGUGUGUCAUUAACAGCCCCGUAUCCAAAACGGACUCAUACGUGUGGUGAGCUCACUCCCGCGCACGCUGGCAUCCACGUCACGUUGACUGGUUGGCUGCUCCCUGAACGCAAAGUGUCAAAGACAAUGUCCUUCUUUCCCAUCAAAGAUUCUUUUGGAAUAACCCAAUUGGUUGUACGCAAGGGGCAUGCGAAUGCUCAUCUGACCGCGUUGUCCGAACUUCCUGUAGAGUCCACCAUUGCGAUCGAGGGUGAAGUCCUCGUAAGACCAGAACCAUCUCGCCGUGAUGAAGGCACAGGGCAGAUUGAGGUCCAAGUAAAUAGCUUUACUCUCCUCAAUCCUGCGCAUUGUAACAUGCCAUUCAUACCGUCAGACAAUCAGACAUUGGUCAAUGAAGACCUUAGGGCACGUUUUCGAUAUCUUGAUCUUCGCAGGACUGCCCUUGCAGACAACAUCAGAAAAAGAAGCCAAGUUGCUCGAAUAAUUCGGGAUACUCUGCAUGACGAUGGAUUUCUUGAAGUGGAGACUCCGCUGCUUUUGAAGUCAACGCCAGAAGGUGCAAGAGAGUUUUUGGUCCCGUCUCGUGUCGGACAAUCAACUACACAGCAUGAUGGAAAACAUACCCCCCUAUUCUACGCUCUUCCCCAGUCUCCACAGCAACCAAAACAGUUGCUCAUCUGUUCUGGAGCUGUUGACAAGUAUUUUCAAAUAGCCAGGUGCUUCCGUGAUGAAGAUGGUCGGAAGGACAGACAACCCGAGUUCACGCAAAUCGAUCUAGAAAUGGCAUUUAUCUCAUGGGGUGUGGAUUCAGAUAUUUUCCCAUCCAAUACAUGGCGAAUCGGAGGCCACGAGGUUCGUGCCAUAAUCGAAAGGCUUGUUCGACGCAUAUGGCAGAAAGUCGAAGAAAUCACACUUCCGAGCUCGUUCCGGGUGAUCACCUACAACGAAGCAAUGGCACGUUAUGGUUCAGACAAACCCGACACUCGGAUCGAUCUUGAGAUCCAGGACAUUACGCCCUCGCUACCGAUUCAUGUUCAGGCGUCGUUUGAGGACCUCGGGGACAUUCUUGAGGCGAUCGUUAUUCGUCCAUCUGAGAGCUGCUCAUUCUUGCGGGCAAGUGAAGAAUGCAACUACGAGAACGAACCGAAUGUCAGCCGCUCUGUGAUCGCCGAUAGUAAUUUGUUAAAUUGGCUGUGUGACAACCGAUCUAUGGAUUUGAAGCUGAGCAGCGAGGAGCACGCCCUUUUGAAUAAGACGUUGCGAGUCAGUAGCGGCGAUACCAUAUGGCUAUCUCGUCGUCGCAAAAUUCCCGAGGGCGGGUCCACUGCUUUGGGUCGCCUGCGAACACGAAUAUCUGAGUUGGCACAAGCCCGCGGUGAUUACGUACCUCACAUGAUUCCUCACUUCCUUUGGGUCACCGAGUUUCCACUAUUCACCCGCGCUGAUCCUGACAAGGAGUUCUUGGCUCGCGGGCGGUGGAGCAGCACACAUCACCCUUUCACAGCGCCGAUGUGGCAAGAUAUAGAAGCCAUGUACGCAGGCCGUAUUGAUCAGGUUCGGGGACAACAUUACGACCUAGUUCUGAAUGGCGUUGAGAUUGGUGGAGGCUCGGUUAGGGUACACGAUGCUACUAUGCAAGAGUACAUCUUUUCCCAGGUUUUACAGCUGAGUGAUGCUGAGAAGUCGUCGUUUGAUCAUCUUCUGCAUGCCCUCAAAUGCGGUGCACCCCCUCAUGGCGGAAUCGCCCUCGGCAAGCCAUUCAAGCUGACAAAAACCUCCGAUCUAGGCUUUGAUCGCCUGAUGGCUAUCCUUUGCAAGACGCCAACCAUUCGAGAUGUCAUCGCCUUCCCAAAAACUGGAGCAGGCACAGAUCUACUUUUCAGGAGUCCGGCGGCCAUCAACGAAGAGGUGCUAUAUCAGUAUGGUGUCCGACCCACACGUUGUUGA